CAGCAUCAUCGGGCAAUUCGCCAGAAUGGUAAAGCCCUCGCUUGCUCCCGGUUUUAUAUAGAGCAGCAGGGUGACGUCAUCACUUAACUCAUCCAUAACUACCCAUACGACAACUUAGCCACGAAACACUACAUACGAUAACAAAAGCCAUAGUACAACAGAGUUACAGCUGAACUACAGGCAUCACAACAGCAACGCCCAAGAGGUGUGGUUUUUGUAAAGUGAGUUGGAUCGAUGAUGAGAUGGAUUGGUGGCAAGGUAUGGGUUACAAAGUGAACACGUCAUGAGGUGGUGUUAUACGAGCUGAGGUCAGCACGCGGUGUUGCGAGUAUAUGAAGUGGUGAAUAACGACGUGAAUGGAUGUUGAAGAGGCGUUACAUUGUGAGUUGAUGUGGUUGGGCGAUGAGGUGUGUGUAAUGUGGAGUUUUGAUGUGUGGGUGAUGAGGUGGAUUUUUAAGCUGGCCAGUGCUACAGGGAGUUUUAGCGGAUGUUAAGGUGGCGUUUUUUUCCACUGAUGCCGUGCAACAUUGGUGGUGAUAGAGAAGCAGUGGUGGUAACAUAUACAGAAAACAAGAUUUGUAUGGAAGUAAAUCUGAAAUACGACCGUAUCUUCACGUGGAUUUACCACAUGACUGUACUGUAUGUAUAGAAAUGUACUGAUGCAUAGGCAACCAAUUUAAAUAUGUGUACUGCAAUGUUGAACCAAAAUGGCAAUCAGUAUGAUAUUACACAAUAUCAGCACAUUGUUUAAGUGUUUGCCUCAGAUGAAUACUGACUGAAACACGUGUAAGUACACUACUGCCACGUUGCACAUGAACGUUUAUGUCGACAACUUUCCUGUACUUUGAUGACACGCAUAAAUAGUACAAUUGUGAUACGCUAUGCGUAUCAACAAAAUCGCAAUUCCGUCAUCUAGAAUUUGUAUGCCGUGCUUCUCCUACGGUGAAUAUCUUGUGGCACCAACGUGGGAAAUGAGUAAGAGUGGCCACCAGGGGACGUGGGAACGACUGGCAGUGGUCAGGGGAACCUCUCGAUGGUCCAUUGUUUUUUCUUGUGCUGUGACACCACAGAAUUGACACACAUUAAAAGCCAGGGGUGCCCAAUUGAGACUUGCAAGAUCAAGACAGCCCAAGGCUAUAACAUAACACUUACAGGUUAUGGCGAUACCAGGGCCACAUGACAAAUAAUGCGUGAAAAUUGAGAGGUCUGAAAUGAGCAUACAAUAGAAAGACAAUGACCCCCCGUUUAGCCUGAAAGACUUUUGGGUCAAGAGCUGGUAGGACCCUUUUAAGUGAGGUCGAAAUGGCAUUCGAGGGGAUAGUGUGGCCAACACAAGUCCCAACCAUAUUCCCCAAUGUUUACGCAAUCCACCGACUACCUAUUUAGGACUGGGUAGACCCUACGGGAGGCCCAGGACAGGGUCAGAUGCCACUUGCCACACAUACUGGUGUUGUCCGAAGCCGAUAAUCUAACCCAGGUGGCUGGGAUUGGACACACAGUGCACUCUAAACUUGCGCAUCCACACACAACUAUAGAGUACACAGAGUCACACAAAUUUAGAGGUGAAAGGAAAUUGUGCUGUGAAAUGUAUGAAAAUACGCACUGCCACCGAGGAUUUUGUCAUGACGGAUGUGUUUGAGACGUGAAAUCUGCAGUUCUGUACACUAUUAACGCUGUGCUGCAAUUUUCUUGUUAAAUGUUUUUUUUUUACCAAAUAAUGUUUACUUAAAAAAAUCUGUAAGUAGUAUUCUGCUUUACAAAACGGUACUAUAUGUUGUGAAAAAACCUUCCAACAAUAGAACUUGUCCAUGUACACGCUCUGGAAAAGUUGCAGACAAUAUUAUUGAUGCUAAAUUAAUGUUGGAUUAACCAUGCCCUUGAUUAGAAUGCCACCAUCAAGGUAGCCACUAUUGCAGCUACAGGGGUCAUGUGAACCCAUUUAAACACAUACAGAUGGAAAAUGAUUGAUUCUUCGGCAGUUUUGGUACAUUUAUUGUGGGCUUAGGAAUCUAUGAAUCGAUGCUUCCUCACACUUCUAAUAUUUAUGGAAUGUGAAUUGGUAAAUAUUACAUAUCGGAGCUCUUAUAGCCAGAUGGUUUGAUUCAAGACGCAGUUUGCUUAUUGCUUUGUUCAUCUUUGUGGCGAGGAAGGGUGCCAAGCGUGACUGAAGCCUUACCGCGAUGAGGCUAAACAACCGCUAAGAAUGUAUGUGUGCCAGCAACUAAUACAGUGGAACGCCUCUUAUCCACUUUGAUCUCGGGGGGCAUGGUCGGGGUGUAACCGUGUUCUGAUAUUUCCCUAGAUGAGAGGAGGAGUUCUCAUCCUGUUAUCCACAAAACAACUCCUGUUAGCCACAAAAAAACCUAACAAAAGCAUGAAGUUACCCACGUGGCCCUUUGUAUCCGUGAAACUUAACGGGAUGAAUUUAGCUCCUGUUGCGACCACUCUGGGACAACUCCUCUGAUCCAUGAAAAUAACAGAUAAUAAGAAGUAGGAAAUAUCGGCCCCGCAAGAUCAACUCGGGAGCAUAGGUAAACGGAGUCACGGAUACAAUGGUCACAGAUAAGAGGAAUUCCACUGUGUGUGUGGUACAGUUACAUUAAUUUCGUCAGCAUAGAUUAAGAUGGCACAUAUGGCGAUAUUUUCUCAUGCGUACAUAAUUUUUGCAUUCUUCAGUAUUCUGUUAUAACUAAUGCGUACCCUAAUACCGUACACUUACUACACAUACACUCUAGGAAAGUAGCACUGUACUGCAAUAAAUUGUAUAUUGUUAUAUAUUGCUCUUUCAUGAGUGCAUAGGUUCGUGUGUGCAUUACGGUACAUUGUAUAGACAGGAACAUGUGCACAACAUGGCUGAACCCUGAGAGUGCCUGCUAUAAUAAUCUACCAUAUGGAGUGGUCCUGAGCCUUAUAUAGUGCCAACAUCUGGGCCCCACUCAACCUUAACCCUGAUAUCCUAUUGUACCUUUAUUGAUGAAUUUCAUAAACAAUUCGUAUUUUUGUUGUAUGUUGUCUCUAAUCUUUUGUAUGGAUUAAUAUCAGCAGAUGAAAGAUGUAAUUUCAGAUUUGUUAUCCACUCAAUUGUCUGUUCAUAAGCAGAGUGGAUCACGUCCAUUCCUCCUUUAAAGGAGUGAAAACAGCAGCGGAGUGUUUUACGCUGCGGUCGAUGGUUUGGGAUUCGUGGCCGGACCACUCGAAGGCCUCCGAAUCUUUGAUGUGCCGUUUAUGCAUCGGGUAGCCGCAUCAGGUCAUGCCGAUUCGGUUGAUGGUCGACCAUUUGGCGAAGUGGAAGGUUUAAACCGGGAGGCUCGACGGUAGGGUCCAGUGUGAGAUGUUUAUUUAAUCAUUAUUAUUAAUUUAUCGUCUCUAAUGAACAGUUAGUACUGCUCAGACACAGACGAGCUUAGCACAACACAUGCAAAUAUUGAGGGCAAUUUGUGCCAUUGAUGGUCGCGCAUAUUAAAGCGUAUCAUAGUAACGGCAGGAUAUUUUGACCAGAAACAUUGUAUGUCUUCUCAUAAGCCCAUCAUUACAGUACAGUGUUACUCUAUCGUACAUUGCAAUGUGAUAUAUAUUGCUGUUUUUUGCUGGAGUUUCCCAUAAGGAGUUUAACAUUGCAGCUAAUCUGUUACCUGUUUAAUUUGUCAUGUGGAGAACGCGUGACACAAGUACGUUACGACUGGAACAGAAUUGACGAUGAACGUCAAUAUAUUGCACCUGGAUGUGGUCUUCCGGAACCGUUAAAUUCAUCCGAUUAUCUGAGCAUUUGCGUGGAUAAGAGUGACCCAAAAGGUGGUGGUAGCAGGAUGACCCUAUUGUCUGGGUUUAUCCGCAGUGGAUAAAGACAGUGAUCUGUGCAGAUACACACAGUUAAUGGGAUCACGAACAGAAAACACUGACAUCGAAUUGGAUUUAGGGAAAUUCUGCGUAUGUACUCAUAAUCUAACUCGAGAAUGCAACGAAACUGUAUUGCACUUUACAUAUCUGUAUAUACUCCAAAUACAGGGCUCUAUAAACCCAAAGACAAUGAAAGUUACAGCUACAGCUAACACUGUUUUGACUACCGUGUUGUAUUGCCACGUGGAUGUCGCAACAAAAAGAGAGUUAUGGUAAACAGCAUUGUAUUUCACACAGCCAUUUAUAGAUGAUCUGUAAUGCACUCUAACCUUGAAAUGGACAUGUAUUCUGUCAUGCCUGCCAAUUAAACAUGUAAUUGAAACAAUGAAAAUGCUUGUGCAGAUGUUGUUAAGUUUAGGUUUCUCCAUCAAAGUUAAAGUAGACCAUCGCUUUUCUGGAGCAGAGUAUGAUAGAUUAUACAUAUUUCCAGAAAUAUAAUAAGUGAAAAUGAAAUACCAAAUUUCACAUGUCAUAAAGAGUAGCGGUGUUUUAUGAGAGUACAGAUAUGACGUGAUUGUUUUAGUGUUCUAUAGUCAGGAUGAACAACCGGAAAUAUAUUUUUUGACAGUGGUGUUCUGCUCCAAGCAUUGGUCAUAAAGAUCAAAGCUACAUCGGUACAAUUUGUCAUGUAAAAUAAAAUACACUACAGUUACGUGGAUCUUGAGUACAACACAUUGUUUUCAUUGAUCAAUAUCGAAUGUUAAUAUCGCCAAUGAAAACACAGCACGUUAGACAUAUCAAAGCAGCUUUUUUGGCCGCUUAUUCGAGUUUUGACAUUCACCAGGCUGUUGCAUUUGUUAAUUUGGCUCUCACCGAUUCCUGUCAUAAUUUGCUGCAACUGGGCGACAUGUGCUGUACAUCCUUGACAGUGGCUUCACCAUGCUGUAAUACUGCGGGGCUAUGUCACUGUGGCCUCUAUGCGAGCCAGUAGCCUCAAAAUGUAGUGCGUGCAGGCCCCGUGAGCCUUGUUUGAGUCUCUCUUGCUAUAGAUUCCUUCCGUCCUCCCCUCUCUCUCUUUCUCUCCACGCUGCCUCAGAGGCCGGUGCUGGUGGGAGCGCAACGCACGCACACUGCAGGAGGGCUUUCUUGGGCACUCACUCGUCAAGCCGGCGAGCACAUACGGUGGCAACCAUCUGGAGCAUAGCUCUGAUCUCUUCCCACGACCAUGGUGGUGCGCGUUUUCCUGAGGAGAAGCUUAACAAAGGAACCCCUUAACAGAACGGAUGGUGAGCUGGCUGGGAAAAUGGAGAUGAAUACAAGGCUGAGAGCCUCAAGCCCACACAACUCGGAGGGGGACAUGGUGCUGCUGCAUUCCGGGGAGCCAGGCACAGCCGAACGGGUACCGCAAAAGCGCCGGCUUCCGAGCCCUCAGCCUCCGUCCAACGGACACCACGCAACCCGCGAUACCUCUCCCGCAUCCUCGCCCUCCCCCGGCAAGAAGAAAAAGAGGCCCAACACCCCGCUGGGCAAGGAGCAGAUGCCGGUGGCACGCGGACCGUUCUACCAGCCCUCCUCUGACACGGCGCCGGCGGUGCCGCAGGACGGACGCAACGAUUUCUAUUGUUGGGUUUGCCACCGCGAAGGCCAGGUGCUUUGCUGCGAACUCUGUCCACGUGUCUAUCACGCCAAGUGUCUCAAACUCGCCGCGGAGCCUGAGGGAGACUGGUUCUGCCCUGAAUGUGAGAAAGUAACAGUGGCAGAGUGCAUAGAGACGCAGAGCAAAGCGAUGUCCAUGCUCACAACGGACCAGCUCAGCUACCUGCUCAAGUUUGCCCUGCAGAGGAUGAAACACACAGGGACGGAGCCAUUUCAGAAACCCGUCUCUCUGGAGCAGCAUCCUGACUACACUGAGUAUAUCUUCAACCCCAUGGAUCUGAGCACGCUAGAACGGAACAUAAAAAAGAAAAUAUAUGGCUGCACGGAAGCAUUCCUUGCAGAUUGCAAAUGGAUCCUUCAUAACUGCAUCAUCUAUAAUGGAGCCAAUCAUAAGCUGACCACCACUGCAAAAAUGAUCAUCAAAAUCUGUGAACAUGAGAUGAACGAAAUAGAAGUGUGUCCUGAGUGCUACCUCUCCUCAUGCCAAAAGCGAGACAACUGGUUUUGCGAGCCAUGUAGCAUCCCGCACCCAUUGGUUUGGGCCAAGCUCAAGGGCUUUCCGUUCUGGCCAGCCAAGGCCCUGCGCGAGCGGGAUGGACAAGUGGAUGUGCGCUUCUUUGGCCAGCAUGACCGGGCGUGGGUGCCGGUCAGCAACUGCUACCUGAUGUCCAAGGAGAUUCCCUUCUCGGUGAAGAAAGCUCGCGGCAUCUUCAAUAACGCCAUGUCUGAGAUGGAGGUGUACGUGGAGAACAUCCGCCGGCGUUUCGGUCUCUUCAACUACGCGCAGUACCGUACGCCCUACACGCCCGAUACGCGCUUCCAGAUCCUGCGAGACCCCGGGAGCGGCAUGCAGCCCAGUCCAGACGAGGAGGGCGAGCGGGGAAAGCUGUCCUUUGACAUGGCUGCCUCACCCAAGGUGGUGCUGAGCCGUCUGGGGAUGUCAGGUGGCUCCUUGGGCUACGGCGGGCACGCCUCCUCCGUGGGCACGCGCUCCCCGCUCAGCAACGUGUCGUCAGUCCCCACGGGCUCGGAUGCUGAGACGGAGGGAGACCGGGGGUCACCGAGUACUCUCAAGGGCUCGCUUAAGGUGGAGAGCCCGGGUUCCUCCAUCUCGUCAUCAAGCCGCAAUGUGAUUCCUAAAUCCGAGAAGCUGUCCCGCACCUCACCGGCCAGCAGCAUCCUCAACCUCAAGCUGGACCGUAGCAAGGCGGAGAUGGACCUGGAGGCGCUGAGCGAGACCGUGCAGCAGAGCGCCGCGCCCGUUUCCAUGGCCCCGUCGCCAAAGAAACAAAUAAAAAAUAGCUUCUUCCUCAACCUCGACAAGACCAUCGCCAACUGCAAAGCCUCCCUCGGCAUCAAGAAGAUGGCAUCCGAGGAGCAGAGCGACUGGGAGAUGUCGGAGAACUCGAGCGAGAGUGAGGCCGACAGCGCCGCCGAGGACGACGACGAGAGGGGCCUGGCGGCUCGACGGGCACGGCGCGUGGCGGCCUCUGCCGCCUCGGCACCGGGUGCACUGGGCGCAGACGGUAGAGGCCGAGGACUCGGGGGUGGCGCCAUCGCGCGGGGGGACGGCGGCGGCAACAGUACUGGCAGAGGAGAGACGGCGACCAGUGACAGCGGUGGUGUCAAGCAGGAUCUGAGCCAGAACGGGAAUAUGAGCGCCAGGCAGGACAAAGCGGGCAACGAGAAACCCUCCGGACGGAGGGAUACGGCUUCGAGCAGCCCGAGCGAUGCUGAUGAGAAGCAAGCACAUCGCUCCCUGCGUGUACGGGCGGCGCCCUGCAAGGAGGAGGACGAUGACGACGAUGACGACGACCCAGACUCGCCGCACUCCCUUGGCCUGGACAGCGAUUCGGAGAGCGAGCUCGUCAUUGACCUUGGGGAAGAGAGCCGCGAUGAAAGGGGAGCGCCACCACCAUCCUCUUCACGGCGAAAGGGCAGGAAUGGCGAGACAGGGAAACGGACGAGCCGAUCUCCACCCCGAAAAGAGGCACCCUCAAAUCCCACGCAGCAUAGCACCAACAAUCGUGCCAGCUCUUCGGCAGGUCCCCCACCAGCGGCCAAACUCCCUGAGCCCUCAUCCACUGGUAAGCAGAAAACCUCCACUGCAACCCCCAAGCCGUCAUCUUCCUCGUCUUUCUCCUCUCCUUCCGCCUCGCCAUCCAUCGCCUCCCCACCAGCCAUCGUCUCCACCUCAUCUGUCACCCCAGCCACCCCUGCGACGGUGGCAGUCGUGAGUCCCAUCAAGAAGCAGCGGCUGCUUCUGCCCAAGGACAGCGCUGGAGGGCAGGGUACUUCUCCGAGUGGGUCUGCUGCCGCUGCCACCGCCACCACAUCCACCACAACAACCACUCGCUCGUCUUCCUGGGCAGUCCCCGGCAAGUUUCAGACGUCCUCACAGAAGUGGCACAACCAGCGGAUGCAGAGGCAGCAGCAGCAACAGCGAGAAGGGAUGGGCUCGCGCUACGCCACCAGGCAGGCGACUAAAGCCACCCAGGAGAAAGAUAUCCUGCCAGCACCACCCCCAAAAUCCACCCCAACUGUCACCACGGCAACAGUCACCCUGGUUACCAGCUCGUUUUCGGGAGCAACCUCAUCUGCCGGGAGUCGGAAGUUGCCUGCAACUGGCGAGGGUGGGGGCGGUGGUGGGGGAGGAGGAGCAGCAGGGGGCGCAGGGGGUGCUAAUAUCUCCCCCCUCUCCAAAGCCGAAACUACCAGCGUUGGGAGCAACUCUGCAGAAGUGGCGGCUGACAUCGCCAAGUACACGAGCAAGCAGAUGAUGGAAGCCAUCAAAGGCACCGUAACGGAGAUGUACAACGAUCUGUCUUCGGGUUCUUCUGGAAACACUCUAGCGGAGAUAAGAAAGUUAAGGAUAGAAAUUGAAAAGCUUCAGUGGCUUCAUCAACAGGAGUUGUUGGAAAUGAAGCACAAUGCAGAGCUCACCAUGGCGGAAAUGCGGCAGAGCUUCGAGCAGGAGCGAGACCGGCUCAUGGGCGAGGUGCGCAAGCAGACGGAGAUCGAGAAGCUGGCCGUGGUGGAGGAGACCAAGAAGAAGCAGUGGUGCGCCUACUGCCGCAAGGAGGCAAUCUUCUACUGCUGCUGGAACACCAGCUACUGCGACUACCCCUGCCAGCAGGCGCACUGGCCCGAGCACAUGAAGACCUGCACGCAGUCAGGUGGGGCUCAACCCGCCCAUCUCGCGAGCACCCAGCCAGAGGUGGAGGCAGAGGCGGUGCCGGAGACGGCGGUAAAGGUGACGGCCCAGCAGGUAGCUACUGCCACCUCCACGCACACGGAGGGAAAAGUGGCGGCGGCGGUGGUGGUGGCGGCAGCGGCAGCGACGGCGAUGGGGGUGAAGGAGCAGGUCAAGGACAAGGGGCAGGAGAACGUUACGGUUAAAUUCAUUCCAACAAGCGCGACUGCCCAGAUAGUGACCAACGUAUCCACAAACCAGCCCAUAAAGUUGAUUCCUGUGCAACCACAGACAACGUUCAUCCAGACAACACAGCCCACAAUUGCCAUCCCGGUGGUGAUGGGAACCGCUGUGAGGCAAGGUGUACAGUACGUGCAAACGAGCAUGCCGCUGCAAGUCCGCCGGUUGUGAGGGGCCCCGAGCGUGUUUAUACUGUAUAUGCAAAAUUCCCUGAACUGUUAAGACAAGAAUACAAGCUCUUGCAAAGAAUCGUUAUUUGAACACCUAAGAAAACCGAGACUUGAUAACGCCAAGAAAACUAUGUUGAUCUGAGAAGACUGAAACUGAACUUGAUCUGUUUAGCAGAAAUUUUAAUAGAAGGAUUGUGAUGCAAUCAAGAAUUCUGGAUAAUUCAACAGAAGCUGGAAUAUGCUCUUCUUGCCACUACUACCAAAUUUGUCUACAUCACUUCACUCCAAGACUUACAAUUUUCUAAAUAAUAAAAUACCCUCAGAGCCUGGGAUCCACACUGCCAGGUAUGCUGUACAAAGGUCAAGCCAUCGGUGAAGACGCCUGUAAAUUGUUGUACGUUCAUGACACACUAUACAAGGCCAAUGUUAAAACGUAGGUGCUGUAAUCCAGGACUUGUAAAUACAACAAAAAAGAUUGUCAUGCUCAGCGACAACAAGCAUACACCUGCUGCUCCAUGAACAUAUACGGCGUGCGUUUUUGUUUACAAUAAUUUUUGGUAAUAAAAGAACAAAGCUAAAACAUGAAGAACACAAUUUGGAGGUUUUGCGCUUGGGUACAUCACUGUAUAAGACCACUGGGAUGUGACCAAAGUAUGUCCACGUUGACAUCUGUGCUUUAUCUCGACGUAGCCCUUCAAAGUAGAAACAUGCUAAACCCGGUCGUAUGCAGUCAGUCUCAAAUUACAGUAGUUUUGUAACAGUGUUUAAUGCAUAUAAGGAAGGGAGAGCAUGUGUGUACUUGAUUUCUUGUGCUGAGAACGAGUUUAGGGUGGAGUUCACCAGGAAUGCUUUCUGUGCUAUUGCAGGGAGUUUUAUAUAUAUUGUAAGCUGUGAAAUGUACAUAGUUUCCCUUCACUACAUUUGUAAUAAACACAGGGGCCAAGAGAGGCUGAAGUGCACCCCCUGACUGGGUUAGUGCCAGCACAGAGCUCCACAGGAGCUAGUGGUUGUGGAUAGUGCAGCAGUGCAUGUGUCUACCCCAGUGGUAAGUCGCCCGUUUCUUUGCAGUGGAAAAGUCCCCCUUAUAGGGGGCUCUGAAACGUCCAUUGCAGACAAUUUAUCUCGUGUCACAAUCGGCUUUGUGUAAACUGCACGUAUGUCUUUGCUUAUUAAAUAAGAAAUGGAUAUUCCUCCUUAAUUAUUAUUUUUUUACCAGACCUUCAUAAUUGUAUAAAGAGCAGUUUAAACAGCACUUGUGUACAUACAGAGAACGAUAGCAUUGUUUUGUAAAGUAUUUCUGCGAUUAUUCCCCAACGAAUUUUUGGGAGAUAAUGGCUGACACAGGUGGCAUACCUGUGAUUCUUGAAAUGUAACGCUAGAGAACAUUUUAUGGAUAUUUUUUAACAGUCCAUAUUGUUUCUGGAACAGCAAGUAAGAGUGUUGUGUGUAACUUGCAGUAUGGUCUCGCCAUAAGAUACCUUAUGAAUGAAUGUAUGUUUUGUAAAUUUAACUUUAUUGUUUUGAAUAUUAAACCUAUAUGCUUGAAAA
Petromyzon marinus (sea lamprey) is the source of this 10644-nucleotide messenger RNA. RefSeq names its product MYND-type zinc finger-containing chromatin reader ZMYND8-like. Lineage: Eukaryota; Metazoa; Chordata; Hyperoartia; Petromyzontiformes; Petromyzontidae. Gene Ontology annotation, biological process: regulation of DNA-templated transcription. The record is from RefSeq and is a predicted model, not a curated record. Gene Ontology annotation, molecular function: transcription corepressor activity; protein binding. Gene Ontology annotation, cellular component: nucleus; cytoplasm.